CUCGUACUCAUAUAGGCGCUGCUAAAACUCCCUAUUCUUGACAUGCCAGCUAUACACGAGCAACUGCUUCGCCUAUGUUACGAACUCAACAACUGACGCGUCUAGCUCGCUUGGUUUUUUUUGUCUCCCUUGCUUUUCUCUCGGACGUGCUUUCCUAUACUCAAUCGGUAGGGAGCUCAGGUGUCGAUCACGAGAAUAGUUUCGCUCGUUUCUUCCUCUACCGCAGUUUUCCGUAUUCCGCAAGUUCCGCAACACUCCGAAGCCCUUAUUUUGCCAGCGGGACAUUCCCAGCAAGCCCCACCACCGUUGUUAUCAAACCUCUGGUCGUCGGUGUCUAAUGUUUUAACCACAGGUUGCAGUGUUACACAGGGAGAGCGGCAAAGAGAGGAAAAUUCCCAGAGGAAAAUCAAGUUUGCCAGCUGUUGCUAUGAUACAACAGACACUGAUCCAGUGAGCUCUAUAUAUAUAUCGAGUGGUAACUUUUCUUAUUUGGCUAAUGUUCAGGAAAUUAACUAAAACAGCAAUGAAGCUCAUUGGUCAUACAUUAAGAUUCUUUACUGCUCUAAUAACACUCGUAUUUGCUUUGGAGAAUACGGCCGCCAGUGUAAACUUUUGUUAUGAUUCAAGUUUUGAAGAUUUCAGGCUAAAUACAACAAUUCACUCAACCGCAUUCGUCUAUGAUUGGGUUGACUGUGCUGGGGAGUGCCUCAAAGAGCCAUGUUGUAGAUCUAUCAACUUUAAGAAGGAAUUCAUCUCAGAAAAUUCUGAAAAUUACAACUGCGAAAUGUUGCAUCAUGUCAUCACCGAUGCAUCCAACAACUUAUUGGAACCAAAUUCAUCCUACGAUUACGUAUUUUUUCAUAACACAAAAAAGAAAUUCAAUUUAAAUUGCUUAGAUCCAAAAGCGUGCAAGAUGGCUCUCGGGAUGGAAAAUGGUAAUAUUAGUGAUGAACAAAUCACAGCAUCAAGCGAACGUGAUAUAAAUCAUAGGGCGGCUAAUGGAAGAUUGAAUUUUACACCACGAGAUGGAAGAAGGGGGGCGUGGUCAUCGCAGCAACAAGAUCUUCAUCAGUGGCUUCAGGUUGAUUUCCAAAGAUCUACUCUGGUCACAGGAAUCAGUACCCAAGGAUGGAAUGGAAAAAAAUUCUUUGUUAAAUGCUACACCGUCUCUAGCCAAGAUCUAGAUGGAAAGAAAUUUCAACAUUUUUUAGAAAAUGGAGCAGUUAAGGAAUUCCAAGGUAACACAGACGGAUAUUCCAUUGUCCAUCACAUGGUGAUUCCUCAUAUUUCUGCUCGGUUUAUUCGCAUUCAUCCAACGGCUUGGGACCACGGAGCGUUUUUCAUAUUGCUGGUGCUGGGAGCCGCGGUCCUGCUAGGAGAGGCCUCUGAAAUGGCCGCAAAUGCCUCUCAUUUCAUGCCGGAUUUCUUUGAAGCAGACUUAGCAGUUAUAAUUGUUGAAUGUUAUAGUAGUUAUGAUAGUUAUGAAUGUACUGAAUGUAAAUUGGCUAACUUUGGAUUGCGAGAAGAGUUGAAAUUACUCGGGUUGCUGUGGUAG
Dendronephthya gigantea is the source of this 1555-nucleotide messenger RNA. Its product is annotated as coagulation factor VIII-like. Lineage: Eukaryota; Metazoa; Cnidaria; Anthozoa; Malacalcyonacea; Nephtheidae. The record is from RefSeq and is a predicted model, not a curated record. The transcript is spliced from 9 exons. The coding region runs from base 497 to 1555 and encodes 352 amino acids.